AUGAAUGCUGGUGGACGGCGCAGGCGCAAAUCUGAAGACCAAACUGCCCGGAUGAUUGUAGAAAAUGUGAACAAUCUGGACAUCGAUGAAGACGAUUACGAUGACGGAGGGCAUUUCGAUAUAGACAGCCACGUUGAGUCUGUUGAUCUGCUUCCAUUGGAAAAUGCGCUUGCACAUCGCACUGAAAAGUAUGACGCACUGCGAGAAGGCCACCUUGUGGUUAGGAGGGGACAACCUUUCUAUAUCCUAGUGAGGUUUACUGGGAAAUUCAGUGCCAAGAAUCAUUCCGUCAGAAUUGUUUUUAAGACUGGUCCGGCACCACGGCCUGGGAAAGGCAGCCAUGUUCAAUGUCUCCUCUCAUCCAAGUCUAGCCAACAGGACUGGACAGCGGUCAUCGCCAGUAGACAGGGACCAAAUGCUCUUAAGGUGUCCAUUUGCCCUCCUGCGAAUUGCAUUGUGGCGUCCUGGCGGAUUGUUCUAGAGAGCAUCGUGGAGAGAAAUGGUCGUCCGAAGGCGUACAAAUACAUUCACCCAAAACAUAUACACAUCCUGUUCAAUCCCUGGUGUAAAGAUGAUGCAGUGUACCUCGACAAACCUGAUCUUCUGAAUGAAUAUAUUCUCAACGACAGUGGCGCCAUUUUCCAGGGAAAUUACAAGCAGAUUGGCGCGAAACCAUGGUUUUAUGGACAGUUCGAAGACGGAAUUUUGGAGGCUUCCCUGUAUUGUAUACAGAAAGGAUUUAAUUCUAAUUUCUGUCAAUCGAUGGGAGACCCGGUGAGAACUUCACGGAUUAUAUCCAAAAUGGUGAACUCAUCCGACGACGGAGGGGUGUUAGUAGGCAACUGGAGCGAGGAUUACACUGGCGGGAAAUCCCCAAUGUCCUGGAGCGGAAGUGUCGUCAUUUUAAGGGAAUAUAUGAAAACAAAACUCCCUGUCAAGUUUGGCCAGUGUUUCGUAUUUUCUGGGAUAGUAACAACAAUUUGCAGAGCUGUGGGCUUGCCUUGUCGAAGUGUUACUAAUUUUGCAUCUGCGCAUGACACAGACGGAAGCGUGACAAUAGACUUUUACUGGGAUCUUGAUCAAAAAGAAGUUUUAAGCGGAAUUGGAGAUUCGAUAUGGAAUUUCCACUGCUGGAAUGAUGUAUGGAUGCGGAGAGACGAUCUCCCUUCCGGCUACAGUGGCUGGCAGGUAGUUGACUCCACACCUCAGGAGCGAAGUGAUGGUAUGUUCCAGUGCGGACCGACCUCUCUCCGUGCUGUGAAGGCGGGAAAAUGUGACAUGCUGUAUGAUUGUCCAUUCGUCUUCGCAGAGGUAAACGCAGACAAGGUCAAUUGGACACGUGACAAAGAGAAACAAUGGAUUGUCCUUAGUAUCAAUACGGAUGCAAUUGGACGAAACAUAAGCACGAAAAUUCCAGACGGAAAACCUUUGAAACCGGAACUGACGAAUACAGACUCUAUCCGGCAAGAUAUUACAGCUGAUUACAAACAUCCAGAAGAAUCGGAGAGAGAACGAUUAUCGGUCAUUUCAGCAAGUCGGUCGGCGAUUACAAAGAAACCCGUCUACAACAAAGGAAUACAGGAUGUCCAAUUUGGAGGAUUCCUUCAUAGAGACAACGUCACCAUCGGUGAGCAGUUUGAAGUCAAAAUGACUUUUACAAACAACAGUCAAUCGCGAAGGACAUUACAGGGGAAGUUCAUCUGUGAAACGGUAUCGUACACUGGGGAGAAGAUAGGGGUCGUGAAGAGACAGGAAUUCAGCUCCCCACUGGCACCAGCUACAGGUGGAGAGAUGUCAAUGAUUGUAAGUUAUGCGGAUUAUAUCCACAAAUUGACUGAGCACGCGGCGAUGAAAGUCAUUGUGGUUGCCAAGGUAAUGGAGACUGGUCAAAUACACGUUUGGCAGGACGACUUCCGGUUGAGACGCCCUGAUCUGUCGGUUGAGAUAACCUCCGCCUCUUCGCGGACAUGGCAGCCUUUCGAAUGUCGAAUCUCUUUUCUUAACCCGCUAAACCGGAACCUCACAAACUGUACGAUGAUGGUAGAGGGCCCGGGGCUUGAUGCGGAAAAGGAAUUCAUGAUCGCUGACGUUGGUGCUGGUGAAACAUGGAUUGCCCUUUUGACCUUGACUCCAAAGAAACCGGGACGUCGACAAGUGGCUGUGACUUUCAACUGUGACCAACUAAAGGACUUGAAUGGGGUCACGGAAAUCAACAUUACGAAUUGA
Messenger RNA from Ylistrum balloti, 2226 nucleotides. RefSeq names its product protein-glutamine gamma-glutamyltransferase K-like. The record is from RefSeq and is a predicted model, not a curated record. The transcript is spliced from 15 exons. NCBI's taxonomy places the organism in Eukaryota, Metazoa, Mollusca, Bivalvia, Pectinida, Pectinidae. Gene Ontology annotation, biological process: peptide cross-linking. The coding region runs from base 1 to 2226 and encodes 741 amino acids. Gene Ontology annotation, molecular function: protein-glutamine gamma-glutamyltransferase activity.